This is a messenger RNA of Ichthyophthirius multifiliis, 903 nucleotides long. RefSeq lists its product as hypothetical. Gene Ontology annotation, biological process: retrograde transport, endosome to Golgi; intracellular protein transport. Gene Ontology annotation, cellular component: endosome; retromer complex. The record is from RefSeq and is a predicted model, not a curated record. Lineage: Eukaryota; Ciliophora; Oligohymenophorea; Hymenostomatida. The transcript is spliced from 6 exons.
AUGUAAUCUCUAUUAGGUUUAGUAACAAAUACUUCAGCCAAUAUUUCAAUAGAAUUAGAUGGAUAAGAUACCAGAAAAAAAACAACUAUACGUGUUAAGGGAGAAGAUCCGUUUAAGUUAUUAGUUUAUACAGGAGAUGAUGAUAUAAGUGGUGUUGUAGAUAUAAGAUUAAAAGGAAAAAACUAGACCAUUAAGGAAUUAAAAUAGAAUUAGUUGGACAUCUAGGUUUUAUAUGACUCUAAAUAAAAUACUGAUUUUAUGAGUAUGUCAAGAGAAUUAGAGCCAGUAGGAACAUUAUUAGAUGAUAAAAAAUUCAAAUUUUUAUUCCCAAAGUUUGAAAAGUAAAUGGAAACAUAUUAUGGAAAUACAGCAAAAAUUAGAUAUUUUUUAAGAGUUACUAUUAAUAGAUAAUAUGGGCAAAAAAUUUAGUAAAAUUAAGAUUUCGCAGUUAUUUUACCAAAUCCAUAAAUCGAAAAAUUAGAAAAUAACAUUAUUAGAUUAGAAGUAGGAAUAUAAGAAUGUUUACAUAUAGAAUUUGAAUUUUCAAAAGAUAAAUAUCAUUUAAAAGAUUGUCUCAUCGGAAAAGUAAGCUUUUUAUUAGUGAAAAUCAGAAUCAAACACAUGCAAUUAUAGAUAAUAAAAUAAGAAACAACUUAUAAUAAUGGAUAACCUAAUAAAGAUAAUGAUACAUUAGUUGAUUUUGAAAUUAUGGAUGGAUGCCCGAGAAAAGGAGAAGUUAUUCCAAUCAGAUUAUAUUUAAGUGGGGUUGAUUUAACUCCCUCUUAUACUGAAACGAGUUAUAGCAAAUUUUAAGUCAAACAUUUUAUUAAUCUUAUUUUAAUCGAUGAUGAGGGGAAAAGGUAUUUCAAAUAAUAGGAAAUUACUGUUUAUCGUAAAAAAUGA